Gasterosteus aculeatus aculeatus (three-spined stickleback) is the source of this 2395-nucleotide messenger RNA. The record is from RefSeq and is a predicted model, not a curated record. Lineage: Eukaryota; Metazoa; Chordata; Actinopteri; Perciformes; Gasterosteidae.
AUGGACCAACCGGACCACCAACGGAGUUCUGAUCUGGUGCCCUUAACCCCUCCUCCCCGGUCCCUCUGCCCCCCCCCCCAGGUGCUCCACCCGCUCCAGCAGCGCUUCCUCAACCUCAUCAACCAGGACAACUUCGCCCAGAUCAGCCAGGAGGAGGCGGUGAAGCGGGAGAUCGUCGCCACGCUGGAGGCGCUGUGCGGCAUCGCCGAGGCAACGCAGAUCGACAACGUGGCCUCGCUCUUCUCCUUCCUCAUGGACUUCCUGUCCAGCUGCAUCGGCCUCAUGGAGGUCUACAGCAACACGCCGGAGACCAUCAACCUCAUCAUCGAGGUGUUUGUGGAAGUGGCUCACAAGCAGAUCUGCUACCUGGGAGAGACCAAGUCCAUGAAGCUGUACGAGGCGUGCCUCACGCUGCUGCAGGUCUACUCCAAGAACAACCAGUGCCGGAAGAGGAGCGACGCGGCGGCGGAGGAGGACCAGUACCAGGACCUGCUGCUCAUCAUGGAGCUGCUCACCAACCUGCUCUCCAAGGAGUUCAUCGACUUCAGCGACACCGACGAGGUGUUUCGUAACCAGGACCAGGGAACGCCGGCCUCCGGUCGGACGGUGUCGGCGGCGGACGUGGUCCUCUACGGCGUCAACAUUGUCCUCCCGCUCAUGUCCCAGGACCUGCUGAAGUUCCCCUCGUUGUGCAACCAGUACUACAAGCUCAUCACCUUCAUCUGCGAGAUCUUUCCAGAGAAGAUCCCUCAGCUGCCUGAAGACCUCUUCAAGAGCCUCAUGUUCUCCCUGGAGCUCGGGAUGACCUCGAUGAGUUCUGAGAUCAGCCAGCUGUGUCUGGAGGCUUUGUCUCCGCUGGCCGAGCAGUGCGCCAAAACCCAGGAGAAGGACACGCCCCUCUUUGUCGCCACCCGUCACUUCCUUAAGCUGGUGUUCGACAUGUUGGUGCUGCAGAAACACAACACGGAGAUGACGGUGGCAGCGGGAGAAGCUCUCUACACCCUCGUGUGCCUCCAUCAGGCGGAGUACUCGGAGCUGGUGGAGGCGCUGCUCUCCUCGCAGAGGGACGCCGUCAUCUACCAGCGGCUCGCCGACGCCUUCAACCAGCUGACGGCCAGCAGCACGCCGCCCACCAUGGACCGCAAGCAGAAGGUCGCCUUCCUCAAGAGCCUGGAGGAGUUCGUGGCCAACGUGGGCGGCUUGCUGUGCGUGAAAUAACCACUGGACCCACCCCCCCCACCCCCACCCACCCUAUGAACUCUGGGUAAAGAGUCAGCUGGAGGAAGGACCCAUCUCGUGCUUUCACCUCUGAUUUCUGUUUUGGUUUUUUGAUCCCGCCCCUCCAGUCCCGUGUGAUUGACAGAUGUGGUGAUGACGGUGUGUGUGUAACGACUGGACUGCAGAGCAGACGGACUCGGUCGCUGACAGACAGACUCGAUGGAGGCUGUCGUCCUCCAUCACCUCAUGUACCUGGAGGCUACACACACACACACACACACACACACAGCGACUUUGAUGGUAAAACAAAGUUUCUGUUGUUCAAAAAUGGCCAGAAACAUUUUCUUUUUCCAGCGAGCGUUUUUGUUGUUGAAACAAAAGGGGCCAUUUUUUUUAUUGCAAGAUUGUCACGGCAACCGCAGACUAACAUACACAUUUCAUUUCUACACACACACGGCGCCCCGAUCCUUCCCAGAGUGCCUUUGUUUUGAUGAUUGUUCUGUGUGUGCAGGUUUUUUAUAUUUAGUUUUCUCAUUUAUUAACUGACAACAAAAGCUGCCUGACGUUGGCCGAGGAUACAGCGGAUGUGGGCGCGCGCGCACACACACACACACACACACACACACACACACACACACACGUGCAGUGACACGCUGCACAGGAGGACGUUCGCUUUCCUUUCAUCGCCAACAGACAAACAGACUCUAAAAAGCUUCUUUAAAGGUGUAAUAUAUUAAAUGUUUCCACAUCUGAAACCACAAAAAACGUCUGUUUCAAAGACACAACAGACACAGCGGAACUGUUUUUAUUAGAGAAGAAGAGAUGAGCGACUUCCUCGGUUUGAUGUUUAUUUUUUAUUAUUUGCUCCUGCAUUUUGGAUCGUAGUAUUAUUAAUCUCCUCCGGGACUCAAGGAGGCUCCACGACGCAGCGGUGAGGUUUCGCUGUUUUUUUUUUCCUGCUGUGUUUUUCUUACAGCGGCACAGUUUUAACUUUUCACCACAAACACGCGCGCUCACACACUCUCUGUAGUCGGAGCAGAGAGUGUGUGGAGCUGACGGACAGCAAUAAUAAACCAAAUAAAAGGAGCAGAGCCACUUUGUUGCAGCGUUUACGGCACUAAACUGGUUGUUUGUUAAUGAAGUGUAAAAGUGUACAUAAACUUAUUGUAUAAAAUGA